Messenger RNA from Suillus subaureus, 1488 nucleotides. Its product is annotated as alpha beta-hydrolase. The transcript has 9 exons. NCBI's taxonomy places the organism in Eukaryota, Fungi, Basidiomycota, Agaricomycetes, Boletales, Suillaceae. Bases 166 to 1191 code for a protein of 341 amino acids. The record is from RefSeq and is a predicted model, not a curated record.
UGCAUAAGCUAUAGUCAUGUGACAUUGUGCUGUUGCAGUUGGACCGGCUCCUGUUUUGGAGAACGUAAGGUCUUUCGUGCGUUUCAUGAUUUUUAUGCGAUUCGUGUUUAAUUACUGCUAGUGAUACCCCCCGUCUUGUGCAUAUCUUGAUUAUCAUCAGCGACGAUGGGUUCAACCCCAUUUCAUCGUCUAGCCCUGGUUCUUCCCCCGCUGCUUCUCACUGUUUAUCUCUUAGCCAGCUUCCCGCGACCACCUACUGUACCCAUCAUCCACACAUCCCUAGCGCACCUUCCGAGCUCAUCGCCAUCGUGGAAUGUAUACCCAGAGGACUUGUAUAGUGGAGGUUCAUACGCUAACCUACCUCUAGGACGGGUGCGAUAUUGGCUCAUAGGACCGGAGGACGGACAGCGUAUUGUUUUGAUACAUGGCCUUUCCAUCCCGGCCAUCGUCUGGAAAGACGUAGCACCUGUACUCGCCUCACGAGGAUACCGUGUACUUCUGUAUGAUUUAUAUGGUCGCGGUUACUCGGAUGCCCCCCAAGUAACUUAUGAUACCACUCUUCACACCACCCAACUCGCGCUCCUUAUGCAACAUGUCAAAUGGGAUAAUGCAUUUAUUGUUGGAUUGUCGAUGGGAGGUGGCAUUGCUACUGCAUUCUCAGCCCACUUUCCUCAUCUGGUGAAUGGAAAGGUCGCUCUUAUUGCUUCAGCAGGUAUUAUGGAGUCAAGCGAUAUCUCUCGUACCUCAAAAUUUAUGUCAACUCCCCUCGUGCAAACGGUGUCCGCCCUCCCACCUUUCCAACAUUACAUGCGUCUCCUUGCGAAUACCUCUAAAUCCUCGGAACUUUGUGAAACCAAUCCGAUACAAGAAAUUGUCCGUCUCCAAACCGCGCAUCUCCCUUACUACAACGCUGCUGUGGCAUCUUCCCUUCGCGACGGCCCUAUUCGUGGCUUACACUUUGCAUUCCAAUCACUCGCACGCUCUAGCAACCAAGUGUUGCUCAUUCAUGGCACGUCGGAUAAGACUGUCCCCUAUAAAUACGCUUCUAAGAUACACAGUCUCGUACCGCAAGCCGACCUUGUCACCAUCAGCGAUGGUGGCCACGAUCUCACUGUAACUCACGCACCCGAGGUGAACGCUUUGCUACUUCACUUUCUCGCCGACGAUUACUCGUACAAGCCUUGUGGAUGAGUACUUUUUACUUGAUAUACAGGGACUAAUACUUUCUUUGACGAUAUGUAUCUGCACCCGCGCACACAUGCUAUUCGCUACUCAUCGUCGAACGCUAUUUUUUUUCCAACGUAUGAUCUCUCUUGCAUCAUUCUGGACACCAUGCCCAUCACACUUUAUCCUCGUCUCAUGUUGUCCUCGCUAUUCAUCCGCGUUACGCUUUGGCUCUUUUCCUGUUUGCAUUACUAUACAAAGUCAUAUCUUGUAUUAAUCACAUUUUCCGGAAUAAAUGAAGCGCUUCCAAGUUAUAUGCAACAA